Heterocephalus glaber (naked mole-rat) is the source of this 3459-nucleotide messenger RNA. It is a transcript of the gene Cdyl, whose product is annotated as chromodomain Y like. Lineage: Eukaryota; Metazoa; Chordata; Mammalia; Rodentia; Bathyergidae. Gene Ontology annotation, cellular component: nucleus. The record is from RefSeq and is a predicted model, not a curated record. Gene Ontology annotation, molecular function: transcription corepressor activity.
GAUUUGCUCAUUACUAAGAGCACUCCCUUGAAGGUGAUAGGUUUUUGUUUGUUUGUUUGUUUUGGUACCAGGGAUUGAACUCGGGUCCUUGUGCUUUGAAGGCAGAUGGCGGAACCACUGAGCUAAAUCCCCGCCCCAAAGGUGAUAGGUUUUGAAGGAAGUUCUGAAGAGACUCAUCUCGGGACUAGGCAGGUGGUGAUCACAGACGAAGAGACCUCAGAAGAGUCUUAUCGGAUUCCAGGCAGGACUGAGGCCAGCAUGGGGUAAACGCAAGAGUAAGAACUGGGAAUAGGAAGACCCCUACCCGGAAGCCAUUCUUGAAGAGAAACCAUGGGCCUGAGCAGUAGCCUGUCUGACCAGGAGCCAGCAGAGCCCUGCAAGCCUCAAGAGGAACGCCGCGCUCCUACCACGGACACCUGCCAGGUUGAAAGGAUUGUUGACAAAAGGAAAAACAAAAAAGGGAAGACCGAGUACCUGGUGCGGUGGAAAGGCUAUGACAGCGAGGAUGACACGUGGGAGCCCGAGCAGCACCUGGUCAACUGUGAGGAGUACAUCCACGACUUCAACCGGCGCCACAGCGAGCGGCAGAGGGAGAGCGCGCUCCCGAGGGCCAGCAGGGCCUCUCCCAGCAACGCCCGGAAGCAGAUUUCCAGGUCCACCAGCAGCGGCUUCUCCAAGUCCGCCCCGGAGGCACCGGUGAUGGGCAGGGACCCCGAGUCCAGGAGCAGUGCGCUGCUCGCAGCCAGCCAGAAGCUCAGGAGAAGCACGGCAUCCGCCCUGCCCAGCCGGAAGAGCAUGGACCUUGCAAAGUCGGGGAUCAAGAUCCUCGUGCCCAAGAGCCCCACUAAGAGCAGGACCGCUGUGGACGGCUUUCCGAGCGAGGGCCCUGGGAAGCUGGACUCCGUCGAGCAGGGUCCCGAGGACUCGGGGGCGCCAGAAGUGGCGGCAGAGAAGCCCGUGGGAGCUCUGUUGGGCCCUGGGGCGGAGCGGGCCAGGAUGGGGAGCAGGCCCCCGAUACACCCGCUGGUGCCUCAGGCGCCGGGCCCCGUGACUGCAGCCAUGGCCACAGGCUUGGCCGUCAACGGAAAAGGUACGUCUCCGUUCAUGGAUGCGCUCACAGCCAAUGGAACAACCAACAUACAGACGUCUGUUACAGGAGUGACAGCCGGGAAAAGGAAAUUUAUUGACGACAGAAGAGACCAGCCUUUUGACAAGCGGUUGCGUUUCAGUGUGAGGCAAACAGAGAGUGCCUACAGAUACAGAGAUAUUGUCGUCUGGAAGCAGGAUGGCUUCACCCACAUCUUGUUGUCCACAAAAUCAUCAGAGAAUAACUCACUAAAUCCAGAGGUCAUGAAAGAAGUCCAGAGUGCUCUGAACACGGCCGCGGCCGAUGACAGCAAGCUGGUGCUGCUCAGCGCAGUCGGCAGCGUCUUCUGCUGCGGUCUCGACUUUAUUUAUUUCAUACGGCGUCUCACAGAUGACCGGAAAAGAGAAAGCACUAAAAUGGCCGAGGCGAUCAGAAACUUCGUGAAUACUUUCAUUCAGUUUAAGAAGCCUAUUAUUGUAGCAGUAAAUGGCCCAGCCAUUGGACUAGGAGCAUCCAUAUUGCCUCUUUGUGAUGUGGUUUGGGCUACUGAAAAGGCUUGGUUUCAAACACCCUAUGCUACCUUCGGACAGAGUCCAGAUGGCUGCUCUACCGUUAUGUUUCCCAAGAUUAUGGGAGGAGCAUCUGCAAAUGAGAUGUUGCUCAGCGGGCGGAAGCUGACAGCACAGGAGGCGUGCGGCAAGGGCCUGGUGUCCCAGGUGUUCUGGCCGGGGACCUUCACCCAGGAAGUCAUGGUUCGCAUCAAGGAGCUCGCCUCGUGUAAUCCCGUUGUGCUGGAGGAGUCCAAGGCACUUGUGCGAUGUAACAUGAAGCUGGAGCUGGAGCAGGCCAACGAGAGGGAGUGCGAGGUGCUGAAGAAGAUCUGGGGCUCAGCGCAGGGCAUGGACUCCAUGUUGAAGUACUUGCAGAGGAAAAUCGACGAGUUCUGAUCGGUGGCCAUGCGUUGGGGACACUAGAGCUGGCCUGAGCGGGACGUCGGCGGCUGCAGUUGCCAUGGUCCAUCCUCACGGUCUGAAACACGCUCACCCGUAGCUCAUCCUUGGAAGCAGGACUGGAGACAUCCGAGCUACUUCCGAGGAGCUUUUCAGUCCUCUACCUUUAAAAUAAAUAACUACAAAGCUCUUUUGUCCAAACAGCAUUAUUUUAUACUUAUCCACACACAAGUGUAAAAGCGGAGUGGUGAGCACUAGACUGCUCUCGGAAACUCGCUCUUUGUUUCCUUUGGCUGGUACUGUAUAAAAGAGAAUUGUGUUUUGUUCUUUGGGUGACAGGAAAGUCUGGAGUGUUUGUUUUCCUCAUUUUUCCCUCCUAAAAGCCAGCCUCACCUUCUGUGCCCCGCAUAGAGAUACAAAGAUCUGGGAUGUUUCCUUUGCCUCCAAGGAGCCAGGCACAGAUACUUCCGAGAUGCAGAAUUCUAAAUUAGAAGCAAAACUCAGCUUCUAGGAAAAGUGUUUCCUGGGACGGACUUAGGCACUUAGGGUUCAUUCCAAAGCACCCUUGGGUUCCCCCUUCUUUCCUGGUAUGUCCACUUCUUACCCAGUUAACAUGAGGAAACCACUGUCUCUAGAAGAAAGCCUGUUUUGCAGUAUUAGUGAGUCGCUCACUAGGUUAACAAUGAAUAUCUAAGUUACAAGGUAGUCCUAGUGGGCUUUAAGUAGUUUUUCUGACCUUUUUGGAAAAUAACUCCAUUAAGUGCUUCUUGUUGCUGGGUGAGAAAUACUACUUUAUAUACAGUUUUGGGUUUCUAUCUGCAGACAUGAUUGAUGUAUUACACCCAAUAAAAGUAUUUUUGUGUUUAUAAAGUGUAAUUUUUAGGUUCACUUAGAAUAUAUUUUAUUUACUAAGUUAAAAUUCUUCUGACACACUAUUAAAUACAGAAAGUCCUUUCCAAACAAAAAGAACUACCUUUAGUCGACACUUAAACUGCUCUCGGUCCUCACUCUUCCUGCACGCCACGUGCUAUGCACGGCACGGGGCUGAGAGCACCCGGUGGGAUAGGGCGCCCCCUGCAGGAGGGGGGCUGAUUCCCGACUGCAGAAGCCUGUGAGUGGCUGGGGUUCUGGGUUUGCAAUCAUAUUGAAUGUAUGAAGAAUGACAUAAAAUCAAAACCUUAUUUUUGUACAGUUUUGAAAUUUAUACUUAGAACUGACCAACUCCCCGGCCACACGGAGAGCUGUAUAGUGUGUAAAUCUGCCUUUACCUUGGAUCGAUUGGUACAGUAUUUUUGCAUCUGUGGGACCUACUUUUUCGUUCAGUAGUUUGAACUAUAUAUAAACUGUACAAUCUGUAAAGGUUUUAUAGAACAAAUAUUCAGCUGUGAAAACUGGUUAAAUAAACUAAUAUUUCUUAACACA